This is a messenger RNA of Tuber aestivum (summer truffle), 6840 nucleotides long. NCBI's taxonomy places the organism in Eukaryota, Fungi, Ascomycota, Pezizomycetes, Pezizales, Tuberaceae. The record is from the annotation of a GenBank genome assembly.
ACUCUUCGCGAGAAGACGCGUUGGGAGACCCUUCGUGUUAGGGCGCGAAACAUUUGUUUUCUGAACCUGGAUCGCUUCCCUAGAUAGGCCGACAUAUACCGACACCCCGACCCUAGGCUCAGCCGCCCUAAAAUACCUCGCCCACCCCCACCACUUGGAAGACCCCGUUCGCUCCACCGCAAAGCAGCAGCAUCAAUCCAAGGAGCUACGACUAUUUACUUGCUCACAUAUCUUUUUUAUUUUUCUUUCUUUCCGCUUCCACGCAUUAUUCGGAAUUUACAGGCUUGCAUCUGCUCCAACUACGCAAUCGACCUCCGCAACGAAAGCCUUUUUCGAAUCUCUCCAGUACCGUAUCGUACCCGUAUUUGGAAGGGAACCAGAGGAUUUUUUUUUGCUCCGAGUUUCUUUCCUUCUUUCUUUUUUCUGCUGUAAGUACAGUGCGCUCUUCCUCAUCUCGUCGAUCGAAUCCAGACCAGUCUAGUGGCCGUUACCUCUUGUCUGUUUUUGAAUCUUUAUUUUGUUUUUUCUACCAUGCCCAUCGCACUCCUAUACACUUGCCCUACCUAUCAGGCUGGGGUAGAGUCCCGGAUUGUUUAGCAUCAUGUCCUUUCAUCUGGUUGGCUGCGAUCAUUUAGUAGUGGGUUCGGGCAUUGGAUAGUGGUUUAGAUGGGUUAGCAGCUCUGAGGGUGGUAGCGGGGCAACGGGGUAUCAGUUUAUGUGGGUUGGAAUAGUAGUGGGGGAAUGGGUUGCAUGCAGGUUGGGUUCUGAGUGGUAGUGGUGGUGGUGGUGUGUGUGUGUGUGGGGAUUGUCUAUUUUUUUUAUUUUUUUAUUUUUUUGAGGUUUUUUGGGACUUCUCGGGCGAACGAGACGAGCGAUCUCUGGUGAAGGGGGAAAGGACUCUCAACUGACUUGCAAUUUACGGGCUUUCUUCCAGGGUUCCGCGCACUUGGGACACCGAGCGAGACGAGACGGACGCACGCACGCAACGCAACGCAGCAACGCACGAAACGCAUCAAGCAGCCCAGCCCAGGCAGCCCAGGCAGCCCAACCCUUUUUAUUUUACUCUUUUUGCCCUUCCCCCCCCCCCCACCCUCGUGAGGGAAACAGAAAGGAAGGGAAAAAGGAAUAAAGUAUAAAAAAAUAAAAAUAAAGGAAAGGCGGAGAGGAAAAGUUUACGGUAGAAGGGAGAGGAGAGAGAAAGAGAGAGAGAGAGAGAACUCAACACUUCAGACUGAAUAGACGCACUCAGCCAACCCUCACCUCACCCCUCCCUCCCUAAACCUAUUUAAUCCUUUCCACUGGCUGUCUUGUGGUCAUUGCGCCCAGGCGCUGGAACUGCAUUGCAGAUGAACAGCAGUGAGUAUUAUUCCCCUCCGUGAUACGGUUCGUUUCACUGUCUGAAUUCAUCGUUUUCCAUUCACAAAUUUUUUAUUAUUUUUAUUUUUAUCCUCUGUUCCCUUCAUUCCUGUUGCUUCUUUGGAGUUCGAUUUCCCUGUUCCUUGUUGGCGGCACAUCAGCAGCCAGCAGCGGAAUGGGGAGCGAAAGAGACAUCGGGGCCUGCAGAAGCAUAAGCAUACGCAGCUCAUACACUUCCUCACCUUCCAUCCACUGGUUUCUCCCGCCCGCAGCUCUUCAUCAUUUCGCUUUCCUCAUUCCUUGCUUUUCCUCGACACCCUUCAUCCCUUCCCUUUCUUCCACCACUGUUCUCCGGCAGCUUCGACUCGGAUACAGCUGGGCCAGACCAUACCGACAGCCGGUAUUGCAUGCACCCUUCAAUUAGGUGUUGUUUUCCUCUGGUUGCCUGCCUUCCUGUGUCGUCCCCCGCUAUCUCCGAUGCAGGCAGCGCGGAAAGAGUGAUGCCUAGCGAGAACUGCACGUGCAUGGUGGGGCAGGAGUAAUUCCGCUUCACCCAGUUGAGUCGAGCUCGAGUCCGAGAUCUGUACUGUAUCCUGUCUGUACCGUACCGUAUUCCACUGUUCGCCUCGCUCUUUUUGUCACUCAACUCACGCAUUCGCUCUUCGUUUUUUUCUAUUGCCCAUUUGUAUCUACCUAUCCACUCUUUUUCCCCUUUCUCCUGUCACUCUUCCAUUCCUCCUUUCUCUGUCUGUCUGUCCGUCUGUGCUGCGCUGCACUGCACCGGUUUACACACCCAACGCAAUACAUCUAUCUGCAACUGCAACCGCAACCCAGGUGCACAGCCAUCCGAAGACGAAGACGAAGACGAAGACAGAAAGAAAGAAAGAAGGGGAGAGGGAGAAAGAGAGAGAGAAACAGAGAGUAGGAGGGGAAAAAAAAGGGGGAGAGGAGAUUCACCCCCUUGGGCAUUCUUUUUUCUCUUUUUUUCCUAUCAUCUCGCAUUAUUUCGUUUACAUCUCUGGAGUUACGCUGUCUCCUAUUUCGUGUUUUACCCAUUGUUGGCUUCUCUGCUUCUCCUUUCGAUCCGCCCUGCUCCCACUACUGCUGGGUGUGUGGGGUUGGCAGUGUGUCUGCGUGCUGCAUAUUAUUUCGGCUAGCAGUCUGGCUAACAGCGAUCUUCUCUUUCCUUGUGGGCUGCACAGGAUUUGGUCCCGUUCAAAUGUCACCCAAACCCGAACCUCUCGACACUUCGAGCUCGGCCGUGCAACGAGAUCAUCCUAUCUCGCACUCGCGCCCCGGUCCCGGUGCCAGUAAUAGUCGGUUUAGUGCAUCUCUGCCCGCGCUGCAGGAUCCACGGUGUGUGCUCUCCAUUUCGCUGUUUCCCUCCAUACCUUGCCUAUAUGCCACAAUCCACCUAUCAACCUUAUCCAGCCCACCCGCAACCACACUCCUUAUUCUCCUUCCCACUCCUUGAUGCCGUCGUCGCUUUUCGCGGUAUUGAGUCCUGUUGGUUUCUCCAUCACGCGACUUUCUGUUCCUCCUCAGCCAUGUUUAUUUCCUCCCCGGAACGAAGCUGACCACGAUUCUCCUCUCGCAGAUACUCAGCUACUAGCAGUUCUGGCUACGACUCUUCCAGCCCCACGUCGGCUGCUUCUUCAAUCGCCUACUCUCCAUUCCCAGGCGCCUUCCAACACACUUAUCCCACGAGUGCUUACCCCAUGAGUUCCGAUUCACGAUCAAGAAUCCCUCCAAUGUGCGUGGUUGUGCAAUUCCUGUUGCCUUUGAAGAAGAAGUAUUACUUACACAGCUCUCUUGUAGGCAAAGUCCUACUUCUGGUAUGGGUCCGCACAACCGCUCCUCCUCGGGCAGCACGAAAUCUGUCUCACCCUCACUUGGUUCGUCCGUGAGGGCAGACUAUGCUACAUCCACUCCCCAUCUUGGACGCCAUCUUCCUUCUCGAGGAUCUCAGCCGGAUAUUUUGGCACCACCUCAUUCCCCACUGGCGCCAACUAGCCGUCCUCUGGAAUCUCCCGCAAUCACCGUUUCCCCUACCGUCGGUACCAACCUUGCUUCGCCAUUACCGGGGCAACAUGACCCUACUUCUAAUGGUUUGGGCGUCAACUCUGCUGGCCCUCCCCUGGGGGAGACUCAACUCAUCCAUUCACUCACUUCGGCCGAUGGACACCUCGUCCGGCCAGAGAUUCACGCUCGUGUGGACAAGGGCUUCUUCCUCUCCGAGCGGGAUUGGACGUGCUACCGACGCAAUUACUUUUCGGUGAUUUGCUCCUACAGCCUACAACCCACCACUUAUUCGCUGCCGUUGUACCUGAGGAGAACUUCAGGGGGGCCCACAGAACACGUUCUCGCUUUCGCCAUGUGCAUCUCUGCAGUGGUAGACGCACCGGGUGGAAAGGUUGUUGAUCUUGUUCAGCACACUCCUAAACGAGACAAGGGCCCACAGCACAAGCCAAAUAGGAUAAAGCUUAGCCCCCAACCGACUGGGGGGAUGGCGUUUGCCGCCUCGAGUUCGAGCCCUGUGCUUCAGCAGCAGGUGCACUCGCCCCAGGCGGGAUCUUUAGACCGCGAGUACAGCUUCCCGCAACAGGCCCAGCAGCAGCAACACAUUGCCGUUUUUGACAGGAUCCAAUUCAAGUCGGCAACGGCCAACAACGGUAAGCGACGGGCCGCCCAACAAUACUACCAUUUAAUUGUCGAGCUUUAUGCCGAUGUCGGUAGCCCGUCUUCCCCAGCGACCAGUGUUUCCGGACACCCCUCAAAUCCGCAGGGUUCCGACGGAGGCUGGGUCAAGAUUGCAUACAGGAUUUCCGCCCCCAUGGUGGUACGCGGGAGAAGCCCAGGACACUACGCGGAUGAGCGAAGAACAAGCGCUUCCAGCCCUGGUGCAGGAGGGGGCUCCGGGAAUGGAAAUGGUACCCACCCCUCACCCACCUCUGGCGGAUCCGGUUUUAUGAGCCCGGACGGAGUACCUCCCGCUUCUGGUCUUGGAGGCUCAAGUUCCUCUAUAGGAAUGACGAGCCUGCAGCUGCAUACCACCGGCAUAUCGUCCAUGCAUUCAUCCCCCGCGACAUCUUCCAUACACAACCCUUCCGUAUCUAGUGCAUCCUCUUCCUCACAUCUUGAGCCUCCGAUUGACCCAAUCCUGGAUGCAGAGACUGCCUCACAACUAGAUUCUGGUUUCGUCGGUUAUCAAUAUUUCCCCUCGACUAUCUAUGAGUCCACCACCCAACCGCCUCCGCAGAAUCUUGAGAGCAAUUACGAAACUCACUCCUAUAGUAAUGAUCGAAAGAGUGAACAUCCUUUGGAAACAAACUGUCAACAGUUUGAUUCUGACGUGUCCUCUUACAUACCUGCAAGCAUGUCAAGCAGUGAUUCUUUGAGAAAGACGGCAAAGGAAGAGUACAAGGAGUAUGGCGCAAACUGGUUGGGUAGCGGCGCCUCGGUUGGGAGGGAGCAAAGGUUCAACAGCACGAGCCUUUACCCAAAAUGUGGGCGAUUUGAGCCGGCCGAAACCUCACGCGGUUACUACCCGGACCUCUCAGCUCUCUGAACGGAGAGGGGGAAGAAGAAAAAAGGCAAAUUGGGGCUCGAUUGUUGGCCAUGCUCAAUAUGGAUCGCAGCUCAAGUUAUUGCGCAUACGAAAGCUAAGCUCUUGUAAUUUUUAAACUAAUCGUUUUUUCCUCUUCAUUCAUAUCCUUUUCCGGGGUGUGCGUGAGCCCCGGUUGUGGGAUAUUUUCUUUUUCCUCUGUUUCUUUUGUGGUAUGUAACAUCACCUUGGGAUUUAUAGCAGGCAUUUAUCGAUCUUACGGAUGUUGGGGAAGCGGGAUAUCCUUUCAUUUUUAUUAUUAUUACUUUUGCCUUUAUUUCAUUUUCUCCUUUGGACUUUUCUUCUCUUUUUCUUCGCUUUUCUCUACUAUUUUUAUUCCUGGGUACAUUUUUGCGUCUUUCUGGAGCCAAAGCAUUGAUGACGUUCACGCCCUUCACCUGGUGCGCAAAAUCACCAAGGUGGUGCAUCGGGAAAACGCGUGCAACGAUUAAUGAUUAUAGGUAAAGGUCGACAAGGCAGGGCAAAGAAAGAAGUUGGGUAGAAAAGCAUUAGGGUUUCCAUUUUUCUUUUUCUUUUUCUUUUUCUAUUUCCUUCUUCGUUCUACCUUUUUUUUUUUCUUGUGUAAGAGAUUUUUCGGGGUGUUUUGGUCACGGCGAAGGACUGGGAAUUUUUCUUGAAGGAAAUACCGAAGACUGAAAGAUUACAAAAAAAGAGCAUGAACUGGGGGGAGGGGGUGGUUGAUUUGGUUGGUCAAGGGUGAGGUGAGGUGAAGGUAGCUGGAGUCCGGUACGAUAGGAGAAGGGGAUAUGGUUGAAGGAGAAGAAGGAAGGAGAAGGGGAAGAACAGAUUCCCCGAACAGAUAUUACAAAAGGCAGUAACACAUUGCUCGGGCUGGACAAAUGGAGUCACUGGUUGGAUUUGGGAUUUUGAUUUUGAUUUUUUCGGAGUAUUGUAGUGUCAUUUGGUUCUACGGAUGGGAUGGGAUAGGCAGGAUCGCAAAGCAAGCAGAGCAAAGCUGGGGGGACUUCUAUUUAGUUUUGUGUCUUUUUAUCAUACCAUUUUUCCUUUUUUUUUACUGCUUGGCUGGGGGACCUUAAGCUCUCUUCCUUCCGGGUGAUUGUGCGUUUCUGCAUUUGCUUUUCCCUUUUAUCAUUUUAUUUCCAGGGACUCUCUCCUCUUGAAUACCAGCAAAGUUUCCACAGGCUCAAAUACAGUAUGGGGAUCUGGUUUUUUUUUUCUCUCUUUCUUUAAUUCUCUCGGGAAAGAUAUUGUGGGGCGUUUUUUCUUCAUUUGUUCUAUGUGUUUGCCGGUAGGUAGAUUAUAAUAGGUUGGGAGCGGGCUGAGAAUGGAAGAGGGGGGGGGUGCGCGGGUUUACCAUCAAAUUUUAUUAAAAAAAGGAAAGAAAGAAUUCUCCACAUUUUCGGUUUUUUUUCUAUGAUACGGUACUCUUUUUUUUUUUCUUCUUCUUCUCCGCUCUCCCUCCUCCCCCUUCCCCCUCUCGGUCCCUGUUUUUGUCGUUUUAUUUUGCGGCACGUUUGAAUGGACGGACAUUUGAUUCCGGGGGAAGAGAGGGAGAGAGACCACUAAGCUAUCGUAUAAUAGGUCAAGAAAACAUCAUUCCCAGAUGUUGCGAUACGAUAACUUGCAGUACCGAUAGCUGCACUCGUACAGGUAUUUGAGAUGCACGGUGGUACAGUAGUAUUAUACGGUAGGCAGCGGUGGUAAUGGGUGUAAGCACAAUCGGGAUUCUGUCAUCACGCUGUGCGAAAAAGAUCUAUAAUACUACCGGGAUGCGAUGUGGGUUAUCAUACGGUACUGUACUAGUACUGUACUCGUACAUUCCUAGUACCGUGUACUGUAGUUAUGACAAUAUAUCAACCCCCCCUUUUCUUUUUUCCUUCAAAUAAAAAAUUGAACUU